Myxocyprinus asiaticus (Chinese sucker) is the source of this 1353-nucleotide messenger RNA. RefSeq names its product guanylate kinase-like. The transcript is spliced from 9 exons. Gene Ontology annotation, biological process: purine nucleotide metabolic process. NCBI's taxonomy places the organism in Eukaryota, Metazoa, Chordata, Actinopteri, Cypriniformes, Catostomidae. Gene Ontology annotation, molecular function: GMP kinase activity. The coding region runs from base 100 to 771 and encodes 223 amino acids. Gene Ontology annotation, cellular component: cytosol. The record is from RefSeq and is a predicted model, not a curated record.
AAGCUGUGGUUGAAAGUCAGUGAGUUGCACAAACACACAUACUUACAUAUAUAGUCUUCUGCACUUCACAGUCUAAGCUGCACAGAACAGACAAGAGAAAUGUCAGGACCCAGGCCUGUAGUUCUCAGUGGUCCUUCGGGAGCUGGCAAAAGCACCCUGUUGAAGAGACUCAUGAAGGAAUAUGAAGGGGUUUUUGGAUUCAGUGUCUCUCACACCACCAGAAAUCCUCGACCGGGUGAAGAAAAUGGAAAAGGGCUGAAUUGUCUCCCAAUGCUUCUGGGGGCUACAUUACUUCCUGUAGCAGACGUCCUAUUCUCUGUGUCAUCUGAAGAUUACCAUUUUGUCACCAGAGAGAAAAUGCAAGAUGGAAUUGACAAUGGCGAGUUCAUUGAGAAUGCUGAGUUUUCUGGGAACAUGUAUGGAACCAGCAAAUCAUCUAUAGAGGACGUUCAAGCACAAAAUCUUAUCUGCAUCUUGGAUGUUGACAUACAAGGUGUGAAAAACAUCAAGAAGACUGACCUGAACCCCAUAUAUAUCUUCAUCCAGCCACCCUCCAUGGAGAUCCUGGAAAAGCGUCUGAGGGACAGGCAAACAGAAACCGAGGAAAGUCUACAGAAGCGUCUUGAGGCAGCAAGAAUUGACAUGGAGCUCAGUAAGGAACCUGGAGUUUUCGACAUGGUAAUCAUUAAUGAUGACCUUGAAGAGGCCUAUGAGAAACUCAAAAGUGUUCUUAUUGAGGAAAUUCAGAAGGUACAAGAUUCCAAGGAGUAGAAAAGGAGAAACUACACCUUUUCUGCCCGACAACACAGGACAUGACGCCUUUCUUUGCAGCCUUGCACGGUGCAAUCAGAGUGUUGGUUCUCAUGUCAGACAUUAUCAACUUUAUUCAUUUAAACUUUUGAGUCAAAUGCUCCGUUCCUGGGAGUUUGUUCUAUACAUUUUUUCUAAGGGUCAGAGCAAAUCUAUGCUAAGCCAUAUAUGCUGAAAACAUCUCACUCACAGCUGAGAACCCCCUUUAAACUUUUCAUUUAAAAGAGCAUGUUUGCGCCUUGAAUAAAGAAGGGAGGAAAUUGUAAACAUAUGAGUAAACUAUUGUUGAUGACAAUAUUAAUUACAAGGCUGUUAGUUGUACAACGGGCCUAUAGAGAUAUGGUUGUUUUUAAUAUAUGUGUUAUUUCUAGAGAGCUAAUUAUAGAGUGUGAAUGUUCAAAAUCUCACAUAGCCUUACAGAGGUUUAAAUCUUUUCAGCUGAACAGUUAGAUGUUUGUGUUUUAUCUUCUUGUUUGUGAAUGAAUUUGUUUAAAAGUGGUAUUUGUUUUUGGUUUAGCAAAAAUAAAAUGAGACCAAAAUUAC